Messenger RNA from Propithecus coquereli (Coquerel's sifaka), 1431 nucleotides. RefSeq names its product serpin peptidase inhibitor, clade A (alpha-1 antiproteinase, antitrypsin), member 6 (gene SERPINA6). Lineage: Eukaryota; Metazoa; Chordata; Mammalia; Primates; Indriidae. Gene Ontology annotation, molecular function: serine-type endopeptidase inhibitor activity. Gene Ontology annotation, biological process: negative regulation of endopeptidase activity. The coding region runs from base 146 to 1360 and encodes 404 amino acids. The record is from RefSeq and is a predicted model, not a curated record. The transcript has 6 exons.
AGGGUCCAGGGCAGCAGGACCGAGCCAGCGGGAGCAGCCCGAGCCCACUGCAGACUCACUUUGAACAUAUCUGUUGGGUGGACAUUUAACCUUUCUGAACAUUUGCUUCUGCCUGCCUAAAAUCAGGGCCUGGCCACACUGGACAAUGCCACUUGCCCUGUAUGCCUGUUUCCUCUGGCUGUCCACCAGUGGCCUCUCGACCAUCCAGGCUGAGGACACCAAUGCUAACGUGAGCAUGAGGAGCCAACACCGGGGCCUGGCUCCAGCCAAUGUUGACUUUGCCUUCAGCCUGUAUAAGCACCUCAUGGCCUUGGCUCCUGGCAAGAACAUCUUCAUCUCCCCUGUGAGCAUCUCCAUGUCCUUAUCUAUGCUGUCCCUGGGCACCCGUGGCCACACGCGGACCCAACUUCUCCAGGGUCUGGGCUUCAACCUCACGGAAACAUCUGAGACCAAGAUCCACCAGAGCUUCCGGCACCUCCACCACCUCCUUAGGGAGUCAGCCACCAGCUUGGAAAUGACCAUGGGCAAUGCCUUGUUCCAUGACCGCAGCCUGGAGUUGCUGGAGACGUUCUCAGCCGACAUCAAGCGAUACUAUGACUCGGAGGCUUUGACUACAGAUUUCCAGGACUGGGCUACAGCCAGCAGACAAAUUAAUGAGUAUGUCAAGAAUAAGACACAGGGAAAAAUUGUCAACUUAUUCUCAGAGCUGGAUAGCCCAGCCAUCCUCAUCCUGAUCAACUACAUCUUCUACAAAGGCACGUGGGCACAGCCCUUCGACCGGGAAAGCACCCGGGAGGAGAACUUCUACGUGAAUGAGACGACCGUGGUGAAGAUGCCCAUGAUGUUCCAGUCUAGCGCCAUCAACUACCUGCGCGACUCAGAGCUCCCCUGCCAGCUGGUACAGCUGGACUACGUGGGCAAUGGGACCGUCUUCUUCAUCCUUCCCGAGGAGGGGAAGAUGGACACAGUCAUUGCCGCACUGAGCCGGGACACGAUUCAGAGGUGGUCCACGUCCCUGACCACUGGCCAGGUGGACCUGUACGUCCCGAAGGUGUCCAUCUCCGGAGCCUACGACCUGCAGGGCGUGCUGGCAGACAUGGGCAUUGCGGACGUGUUCACCAACCAGGCAAAUUUCUCCGGCAUCACUCAGGAGGCCCAGCUGAAGGUAUCUAAGGUGGUCCAUAAGGCUGUGCUGCAACUCGAUGAGAAGGGUGUGCAGGCAGCUGCCUCCACUGGGGUCACCCUGAACCUGACCUCUGAGCCUCUCACCAUCAGUUUCAACAAGCCCUUCCUCAUCUUGAUCUUCGACCACUUCACGUGGAGCAGCCUUUUCCUGGGCAAGGUUGUGAACCCAACCUAGGAGAAUGCCCGCCAGGAGCCAUGGCACUGUCUGACUUUGGGUACGAGGAACCCCACGGAAAUGUUUCGGAG